This is a messenger RNA of Boeremia exigua, 283 nucleotides long. RefSeq lists its product as uncharacterized. The record is from RefSeq and is a predicted model, not a curated record. The transcript has 2 exons. The coding region runs from base 66 to 242 and encodes 58 amino acids. NCBI's taxonomy places the organism in Eukaryota, Fungi, Ascomycota, Dothideomycetes, Pleosporales, Didymellaceae.
GUUGGGUAUCUGUGCAUUGAUGGCGAGAUGGAUCUCUCUAGAUAUUCAGGUUAUCCCCGCUCGCCAUGCUCAUCAUGAUAUUCCCCGAGUUUCUGAGACGACCGAUUGAUCACGGCAGGGUUGACGUGAGUCUAGAGACGGUUGUGAGGCUCCACGCUCAUGGCGAUGAAUAUAACGAAUGGGUCUGGGCCAAACAAGUUCAUAUACAGAACACGAUUGCGUGCGGAAACGAGCACGAGUAAAAGUCGUGCACUGAGCUAUCGGCCGACAGGUCUUGCUUCCG